Messenger RNA from Taeniopygia guttata (zebra finch), 8471 nucleotides. RefSeq names its product Rho GTPase activating protein 22 (gene ARHGAP22). Gene Ontology annotation, cellular component: focal adhesion. Lineage: Eukaryota; Metazoa; Chordata; Aves; Passeriformes; Estrildidae. The record is from RefSeq and is a predicted model, not a curated record. Gene Ontology annotation, biological process: activation of GTPase activity; signal transduction. Gene Ontology annotation, molecular function: GTPase activator activity.
GGCGAGAGAUAUUUUUCUCUCUCGCAGAGAGCAGUGGGUCGCUGUCCCUCGGCUCCCCAGCUCCCACCGGGAUGCCUCCCCGGGAGGGAUGCAGGGCGCAGCAGGUGGCCUAGCACGCCGCCGCCCUCAGGACCAGCGCACUUGGUAUUUCUUCCCCGCGCAGAGGAAAUCCCGCUGAAUCAGGCUCGGCUGCCGAUGUGAUCCUUGCCGAGCCAAAGCAUCUGUUGAGCGCACGCCGCCGGAGGAAGCCGCAGCUCGGGCCGGGGCUGAGCGCGGCUCCCGGGAAGCGGCACAUUGAUCACACGGCCCCGCGGCCAAUUAGCGGCAGGAGCCGGGGCCAGCCCUCGUGUCUGCGCGCUGCCGAUCCAUCGGCAGUAAUUACCGAGACACUUCAUGCCUACUUUGGACGGGAAUUAAUUCGAGGCCGGAUAAAUAAUGCAUUAGGGUUUAUUGAGCCCCGCGUGAAGCGUCGCCCCCGAGCCAGGGCUGGAGCGGCGGCGGCGGCGAUGCGCGGGGCGGCGGCCGGGGCCGGGCGCUGAGGCUGCGGGCAGCGCCCAGCCGGGAGCAUGCUGAGCCCCAAGAUCAGGCAGGCCAGGAGAGCCCGGUCAAGGAGUUUGGUGAUGGGUGAACAGAUUGGGCCUCCCUCCAGACCAUCUUCUCCCAACCCUCAGGAACGUGUGCUGAAGUGUGGCUGGCUAAAGAAACAAAGGAGCAUUAUGAAGAAUUGGCAGCAGCGGUGGUUUGUGCUGCGAGGGGAUCAGCUCUUCUAUUAUAAGGAUGAAGAAGAAACUAAACCUCAGGGUUUGAUACUACUACAAGGAAGUCAGGUGAACGAGCUGCCACCUAAUCCUGAUGAACCAGGGAAGCAUCUGUUUGAAAUUACCCCAGGUGGUGCAGGGGACCGGGAAAAGAUGCCUGUCAAUCAUGAGGCUUUCCUGCUCAUGGCUAAUUCCCAGAAUGAAAUGGAAGAUUGGGUGAAAGCCAUCCGACGAGUUAUAUGGGCUCCAUUUGGUGGAGGUAUUGCAAAUAGCUCACAUGCACAUAAAUUAAAACAUUUGCCUCAAGGGAUCUUUGGGCAGCGCCUGGAGGACACCGUACAGUACGAGCGGAAGUAUGGCCAGCGCUUGGCCCCGCUGCUGGUGGAACAGUGCGUGGAUUUUAUUCGGGAGCGAGGGCUUACAGAGGAGGGGCUCUUUCGGAUGCCUGGACAAGCCAACCUUGUCAAAGAUCUGCAGGAUUCUUUUGAUUGUGGAGAGAAACCCCUUUUUGACAGCAACACAGAUGUUCACACUGUGGCGUCCCUCCUGAAGCUUUACCUUCGAGAGCUGCCAGAGCCUGUCAUCCCCUUUGCCAAAUAUGAAGACUUUCUUUCUUGUGGACAGCUGCUCUCAAAAGAUGAGGGAGAGGGUACCCAGGAACUGGUUAAACAGGUGAAGAAUUUGCCCCAAGCCAACUACAACCUCCUCAAAUACAUAUGCAAGUUUCUUGAUGAAGUUCAGGCUCAUUCCAGCAUUAACAAGAUGAGUGUCCAGAACCUGGCUACAGUAUUUGGACCAAACAUACUGCGGCCCAAAAUGGAGGAUCCGGUGACCAUGAUGGAAGGCACCUCUCUGGUUCAGCACCUGAUGACAGUACUGAUAAGUGAGCAGGGGCGGAUCUUUGCUGUUCCUCAGGCAGAUGUGCCAGGGAGCCAGCUGGAAAUCAGACCAAUGCGCCAGCGCAGCACUGUGGAGUGGAUCUCCGAGGAGGACGGGGAGGACAGCAGGUCACAGAACAGCGCUGCCAGCCCCGCUGAUUUGCCUUCUGGCAAUGCUGUGGCUCUAGAGGCCACGCCAGGACCUACAGUGAAAAUCACUCCUCCAGAGCAGAGUGGCAAAUCGACUCAGCCUGCCACCAGCCCCAGUAAAAGAGUGCAGACGCUGCCUCCAUGGAAAUACUCCUUCCGCCAGCAGGGAGCACGGUCUGUGAGUCCAAAGCUGGGCAGCUCAUCCUUAGAUAUCCCCAACCUCUCCUCCAGCGGGAACUGGUUGAUGAACGGCCUGUACUCCCUCCGAGGCCAUCGCCGGACAGCCUCUGGGGAACGAGUGAAAGACUCGUGCUCCUCCCAGAGACUCUCCACUUAUGACAAUGUCCCUUCCUCCAGCCUGUCCCUCAGCACACACAGCAUGGCCAGCACCACCUGGUCUACAUCGUCCUGUGAGAUCUCCGUGAUGGACUCGGUGAGCAGCUGCCCAGCCUGCCGGGCCAGUGACUCUUCUGCUUUGAGCUCCCUAAAAACCGAGUGGGUAACUCAGGGCUCGCUGUCUCAGAGCGAGGUCAAGACAGCAGAUCUGGAGAACAGCAUGGACAGGUUUGAAGGCUGCAGCAGCAGCAGCGAACAGAGUGACCCGGCUGCAGCUUCCCGAGACUCUGUCCAAUGCUCCAGGGCCUUACAGAGCUUGGUGGUGGAGCUAAAGACAGAGCUGAGCAAACAGAGGACUGAGUAUGAGACUAGUAUCAAAAGAAUUGAAGAAACAAGUGCAGACCUGAGGAACCAAGUGGUUAGGUUAGAAGAAGAACUGGACCAAGAACGAAAAAAAUACAGGAUGCUGGAGAUAAAGCUGAGGAAUUCUGAACGCGCUCGUGAAGAUGCUGAGAAGAGAAAUUACCUCCUGCAGAAGGAAAUGGAAGAGUUUUUUUCAACAUUAGGAUGUUUAACUGUUGGGAGUCAAAGUGCUAAAGUCUCCAAGUAGAACAAGUAUAGAAAAUCCCAUUCCUGACAAAAUGAGUGAAAAUGCAUAUUUUGUUCUGGUAUACUCAUGUAUCAUGAGUAAUUCUAUAGUGAUUGUGCUCUCAGUGACACUUGCCCUGUUGUCUUUACAUGUGCUAUAGUAUUUGGGCCAGCUGGGAAAGACUGCUGACCAUAAAGCUUGAAAAUUUAGUGUCAGAUUGCCAAGAAAGAGUGGGGCCCCUCUGUAUCCACAGAACAUACUUUUCUCCAGAGUGUCCUGCUGCCAUCUUUGGACUGAGCUGCACCAUCCUUUUGCUGGCUCAAGGACAGUGGAAGGUCCUGCAGGGUGGGUGGAUGCCCAGAACCAACAAACAGCUGAGCCUGGAGCUGAGGGAUUCCUACACUUGUGCUUGGGAAGAUGGCAGUUCAAGCCUGUCACCACAGCCAGGACAUUUGCCAGAUGGAUUUAACGAGGUGGUUUUUGCCCCACUCCCUCCAUAAAGUUUGUUCAAAUAUCUCAUUCCUAGAGUGGUAUUAUUUUAUGACGAUAUUGUGAAAACAAGGUCUGCAAACAUGCUGAAGAUACCAAAAUCUUGACAAUUCACUAAAAUUGUCCUUUACCCACCCAAUGGUUUCAGUGUUUCACAAAAAUGCAACUUUAAAUUAAACUGUGAUUAAUAAUCAGAUUGGCUACACAAACUCUGUGGAACUUUAAAUAUGCACAUUUUGCCUUAGGUAUCUGAACAUUUUCUGAGCCAAAAAAUAGAGCAGUAUUAGCUGCAAGAAAAAAAAAUCUCCUGAGCUGAUACAUGUAUUAAGGCAGAAGACGGAAGAUUCUUAUCAUCAAAACACAUCCAAACAUUAAUAACAAAACUUAUGGUAAGAGGAAUUAGUGCAAUUGGGGUGGGGGUUGUCAGGGUGGGUAAAGGGAGGAGGGUGAGGAUCUAUCUUUAACCUUUCCUGGACAGUGUACACUUACCUCCCUUGUAACAUUUCUCAUGACACCAGCUGAUUUUUUGUUGUUAGUUCUUACAGGGAGAUGAGGGGACAGGAAGAAUACUGCAAACAACCUAUCAUCCCAAGUUCCUUAAUUCUGCCAAGAAAAAAGCCUUAGAAUGAAGCUGUAAGUUCUGGUAAUUUGCUACCAGGGCUGACUUCCCUUCCAUGUCUUUCAAGAAGUUCUGCAUAGCAUUUUUAACACCCUGAGCCAUGCAGAGCCUGCACACAGAAAACUGUUUGACCAGAUUCAGCCUGAAUUUCACCUGCGAGCCCAGCAGCAGGUAACUCACAUGGAUCAGUUCAUUCAGUUUUUUCAAAACCUUUUUCCUACUUCCCAGGCUCUCCAGCUGCCCUGGAUUCCUUACUGUGCUGGCAUGAGGCAGGUACCUGCAUGUUCAGCAGCAGCUGCCUGCCACCUGCAGGCAUGAUCAUCAUCCCCAUCUUUUUUUCCCACCUCUGCCUUGAAUUCAUUAUCAGAGGUCACAAGUGAUUCUUUAAGGAAUAAGAUGGCCAUUUAAAACAGCAGCAUCAGAUGCAUAAUGUGAGAGAGAAGCAAUACAGUGACUGAGCUGGAAGAGCAGGCAGUGUGGCAGGUAGCUGGAGGUAUGAGGUCAGUCAUCACAAAAUAAACCUUAAUACUGGAGGGUGGUCUAAUGGUUGUAAGUAGAACACCAGGACUGAUAGAAUGCAACAUUCAACCCAAGUACUAGUAGCAGGCAGGGUAUUUUAAUGCCUUCUUUUAUUUCUACCCAAAACAUAGAAGCCUUUCACUGUAUCCAUCCUGACAGUCCACACCUCCCUUUUACUAGUUAUAUUGCAUUAUCUCCUGUAUGUAUUGAGUGCAGACUGCUCCCUUUAGUUCACACUACAAACUCAAGAUUGAGUUAACCAGCAGUCAUGUUCACUGCUUGUCUGGUGUAUCUGGUGUUCAGUCUCCCAGUCAGCAGGGCUCAGUUCUUAGGGAUUUAACCUUAGGUAACUGUUAACAAACCCACCUGUCCCAAACUUGCAGCUCUAGGAUAGGAUCAUAAGAUCUAUAACAUGUGGCAUCCAAAAUAUUUUUUUUUAAAUAUACAAAGAAACUCUAUCCACUCAAAAUGAGGAGUGAAACAAACCAGUUCCAGACUGGCUGUUGUACUCCAGCAACAUCUAUGUUCACAAGGAAUAAAUUUCAGCUGCUUUUGAAGAUGAGCCACUGCAGUAAAUAAACCUGGCAAGAAGCUGCAAAGGACCCAGUUCACAUUAAAAUGCACCACAGUGGGAUGUUAACCUCAACUGCAGUAACAGGACUAUGUUAAAUUCCUGAUAUGGGCAAUUAUGCAAGAAAUUAGAUCCACUUGUACACAGCUUCAAAGAACACUAUGCUUUUAUCAAAGGAAGAUGAUACACACUAUGCUAGCUUUAACUCCUGUUUCCAUACUCUUUACCACCAAUGCAUGUCCCCACAGUAAGCACUGGAGACUACUCCUUAUUUCACAGACCUUUCACUUGUUACAGUCCUUGAUUUAAAUGUCAGCUUUCUUAGCAAGUGUUUACCAGAUACAGGUUUGGUUAUUAUUAAUUAAAUGUGACAGAAGGUUCCUGGAAUAGAUAAAUUUUUACCACAGCUUCACCUGCCCCAUCUUCUCAGCCUGGAAUAUCCCUUACAGUACUAUGCAGGCAAAAAAAACCCAAAAACCCAGUGAAAAAUUUUUCAGUGAAAAAAAAACAAACCCAAGACAAGCAUAUGCUUUUAAAAAAAGCAAAACAGCAACACCGAAGAAUAAGGAAGAAAACUUCAACAGCUUGUGGCAUUUCUAAUGCAAAAAGGACAAUUAAUUAAUAGCUUAAUGACUCAUCUACAUUCACAAGGGAGUUCCACUGAAACCAGCAACAUUAUGGAGUGUUUCAGUCAUGAGACACCAGACAAAUCCUGGGCAGAGCUACAACUCUCUCGGCCUUGCUCUGUAAUAACAUUAUCACUGGAAACUGACUGCACUUUAUGCUGACAUGCAAAUAAAGAGGAGCAUUUCUGAGUCCCACACUAUUCCUAGGAGAGCAUCCCAAUAAUUGGACGUCCAGAUAAACAAAGCUGCCUGCACUGUGGUUAAGUCCCUUUCACUUGAAACUGGACACAAAGGCACCACCAGCACAGCUCAAGGGCAGCUGCAGUCGAUAAGGAAGCACUGAAACCCUGCUGGAAGUGACUUAUGUUGGGACUUGCCUGUGGGAGAAGUGACAGUUCAGUUGGUGGUCCAGGCAUCCAGGUCAGCUCUCCAGAAGUCAGAUCCCUCAGGCUUCUCCAGGAUGCAGUGUUAAGAGAGUCUCCCUUACACUAGGCAGCCCAAGGCUUACCUCUUUCGGCAGCACAAGCUCUCAGCAGCUGUAUUCUCAGGAAUUAAGGGGGCUGGAGCUGGAAGCAAGAAUGGAUUCCACUGGUCACAAAGACCAUGAAUGCUGUUAACAGUCUGUGGCACAUCCAAAGUCCAUGUGAAUGGAGAAAUGGAAAAAACAUGUCACUCUGCCCACAAGUGAGCUCACACACAAGACAGGACACUACCAUUAAAGAACUGAUGAAUUCUCAGGAACAACUCUCACUAGUAAGAUUCCAAGUGCAGCCCUAUUAUUCAUACGAAACCCAUAGCAGCCUGGCAAUGAAGAAACAUUAAAUACAUGGUGGUCAAACUUUUUUUUUUUUCUUUUUUAUUUAAAAUAUCAUUAUAACCAACUGACAUACUAGAUAACAAUGUAUACAUUCCAGUGGUGCACAUGUAAUGACCUAUGGCAUGAAUGAGUUAAAAAAAAACCCACAAUGUUCUCAGUAAUGCCUACCAACAGCUUAUUUGGAAGGAAUAAAUAAAAAGCAGGAAAAGGUAUCAAAUGUGGGGAAGAAAAAAAAAAAUUAGCUUUCCCUAGUAGUUUUAAUGGUGUAUCUUCCCCUUCGUAUUUCUUGGGACAUAAUAAAAUCAAGAAUAUACUUCAAGAAGGGCAGAAGGAAUGAUCACAAUAAUUGGGGUGGGAUUUUUUUUCUCAACUUUAGUAAUAAAAGUUCAAGAACUCUCAAAAAUAGACUAGAUAUUGGGCCUACAAAAGUAAUUCAUCUGUAUGCAAAGCUUACCAAGAAUUAUUCCUUUUGUAAAAUGUAAAGGAUGAGCUGACAUUACUAGUAAGCUAUUUUUAUCCUACAAAACCAGACUACAAUAAUAAAAUCACCAAUCUGCAGCUAACACAAUAAUCUAGAUGUACAUUACUGUACACAGGCUAUAUAUAUAUUACACAUGAACAUCUUACGUGAAAUAGAUAAGAAACAUAUUGAUAUUGUCUCAACAUUGGCCAGUAGGUUUGUUUUUCUAAAGGAGGUGUAUUUUUUCUUCACAUUCAGUGUAGUUCCAAUAGCGAGGGUUAGCUUUGCUUACUUAAGAAACGUAGAAAGUUUGUGUGAGGUAGUUCAAGAAAACCUAGCUUAAGUUUUGAACUGCUAAAAUAGAAACACAAUGUGAUCUGAUUCAUAACACAGUUCUGUAACACAGACAUACAAAGAGAAGGGAGUGAGAGAGACCACAUAAAAUACGACUUUAAUCCAGUGCUCUUAACAAAGAAUAAAUUAAAUUAAUUGAAAAUUUGGGUAGGCAGUAAAGUCUUAUCACACUGCUUCAAUAAAACUCUCUUUCUAAUUCUGCUGAAAAAUGCAGACAGGCUCUCCUUCAACUGCUCCAAACCACUGACAGGAAAAUGUAACGGUAUGGGCAAGCUGCUGCCAAAAGCAAAUAAAAAUAGAUCUAGAAAUUGUAAUUCACUCGCUUUAGCAACUUGUAAAGUAAGACCAAGUAUAAGUUAACCUCCUCCCCUUUUGCCCAUUAUCUUUAUCAAGAAACCUUUACUGUCAUAUACUUCAGAUUAUUGGCUGGGUAGGACCAUCCUCCUGUAGGAGGUUUUUGACGUUUUCCUUCAUGCACUGCUGAGCUGAAUGCUCCAUCCAUCCAUCCCAGAGCCCCAAGCCCAGGAACUCAGUGCUGGCCCCACCAAGCCUGGACAGCAGAGCCCUACUGGAACAGUUCAUGCCAGGGACACAGGACACUCCCACACCACACCACUGGUAUGGAUGCUGUGUUGAGCUGGAAUUCCUGCCCAGAAAGAUGCUGCUGCAUCUCACAUAGUAAAAGUUCUUCAGAGCUAAAAGCCCAAGCAAAGUGCCACAUCUGCUCAGCUGAGCAAGUUCAACCAGGGAGUUGUGCUUGGGCAGCACAGCUGCUCGCACACACCAUCACAUCAGCUCUGACCCACUGUCCUGCACCAACCAAAAGCUUCCCAGCAAAGCGUCCCAGUACUCUCUAAGGGUACUAAUUCCACUCCAUCUCUAUUUCAAGUUCUUAAACAACCUACUUCUACAGGAGAGAGCUGCUUUACUCCAGCUGCAUGCCACAGCUUUGCCCAGAGAAGGCAGAAAUCAAUCUCGCUAUUACUGCCCAACUUUGAACCUCACCUGAGGUAAGAGAUCAGACAGCUCAUGGUAAUUCAAUCCAUAUCAACUCCCAGUGGAUUGGAAUGGCCUUAAAAAGUUGCAUACACUUUAGUGAAGCCUGCUGUCUUGAGAAGAUUCCAAAUCAAAGUUUGAAAUAAAACUUAACAAUACUUUAAAAUUGUACAGUGUAUUGGAUAGCAUAUAAGCCAAAAAUAGACAAAGACAGCUGAAUUCCACUUACCCAUUUGUUUGCUAUCUGUGGCAGUGUACAUCUAUCUGAAAAAAGUUUAUACUUCAACAAAUAAAAAGUGAAGACUAGGA